CAUUGCAGGAGUACGGAGUCCAGUGUUCUUUCUCUGAAUCGGUGUGUGUGUCUCUCUUCCCCUCUGUGGCUUUUACCACAUUGGAGCGCAGCACUAUCUUUCUUAUUGUGCAUGUUGGAGUGUCGGCAGCCUGCUUGUGUUGUGUGAGGAUGGGGGGAUGAUGAUUGUGGAAGGGAGGAAAGAAGUCUGAGGCAAGCGUGAUGCUGCGGUGCUGUUGAGCCAGCAUUUGACCCCGGGGCUGACUGCUGCAGGAUCUCCCACAGAGGGACUUUUCCAGCUUACCUCUUACAUCUCAGCCACCACUGGACAUUCUUAUUUUAGAAGGGGGGGACCAGCGAACCCCUCUUCACUCCACUUUCUCCAGCCCUUUUAUUUUCUACUGGACUGAUGGAGCUACAGAGGGCGACCAGUAUGCCUGGCCCCUUGUCCCCAGGGCAUCUCUCUCCAGGGGCCCUGUCUCCUUCUGGGCCUGGCCCCUCUCUAGCCACCAGCCCUGGCCCUGAUCCGGGCUACUCCGCCAAACAGGCUGCUUUCAACUACAACCAGCUGGAGGGCCGCUUUAAGCAGCUGCAAGAUGAGCGCGAGGCGGUGCAGAAGAAGACCUUCACCAAGUGGGUCAACUCCCACCUAGCCAGAGUGUCCUGCAGGAUCACUGACCUCUAUAUGGACCUGAGGGAUGGACGUAUGCUCAUCAAACUACUGGAGGUCCUCUCUGGGGAGAGACUGCCCAAGCCCACUAAGGGGCGCAUGCGUAUCCACUGCCUAGAGAACGUGGACAAGGCCCUGCAGUUCCUCAAGGAGCAGAGGGUCCAUCUGGAGAAUAUGGGCUCCCACGACAUUGUCGACGGCAACCACCGCCUCACCCUCGGCCUAAUCUGGACCAUCAUCCUCCGCUUCCAGAUCCAGGACAUCAGAGUGGAGACUGAGGACAACAAGGAGAAGAAGUCUGCUAAAGAUGCCCUGCUGCUGUGGUGCCAGAUGAAGACUGCAGGAUAUCCCAACGUGAACAUUCACAACUUCAGCACCAGCUGGAGAGAUGGCAUGGCUUUCAACGCCAUCCUCCACAAACAUAGACCUGACCUGAUAGACUUUGACAAGCUGAAGAAGUCCAACGCCCACCACAAUCUUCAGAAUGCCUUCAACCUGGCAGAGCAACACCUGGGCAUCCACAAGCUGCUGGAUGUAGAGGAUAUCAGCGUGGACCACCCGGAUGAGAAGUCCGUCAUCACCUAUGUUGUGACCUACUACCACUACUUCUCCAAAAUGAAGGCUCUGAAGGUGGAGGGAAAACGUAUUGGGAAGGUGCUGGACAAUGCCAUUGAGACAGAUAACAUGAUUCAGAAAUAUGAGAGUCUGGCCUCUGACCUUCUGGAAUGGAUUGAACAGACCAUAAUCAUCCUCAACAACCGCAAGUUUGCCAACUCCUUAGUGGGUGUGCAGCAACAGCUUCAGGCCUUCAACACCUACCGUACCGUGGAAAAGCCCCCCAAGUUCACAGAGAAGGGCAACCUGGAGGUUCUCCUCUUCACCAUUCAAAGUAAGAUGAGGGCCAACAAUCAGAAGGUCUACAUGCCACGGGAUGGCAAACUCAUCUCAGACAUCAACAAGGCCUGGGAGAGGCUGGAGAAGUCUGAGCAUGAGAGGGAGCUGGCGCUGAGGACGGAGCUGAUUCGUCAGGAGAAACUGGAGCAACUGGCCCGCCGCUUCGACCGCAAGGCUGCCAUGAGAGAGACCUGGCUGAGUGAAAACCAACGCCUCGUCUCGCAGGACAACUUUGGCUUCGACCUGCAGGCAGUGGAGGCUGCCACCAAAAAGCACGAGGCCAUUGAGACGGACAUCGGCGCCUACGAGGAGCGUGUGCAGGCUGUGCUCUCUGUGGCCAAGGAGCUGGAGGCGGAGAACUACCACGACAUCAAGCGCGUGACUGCGAGGAAGGACAAUGUGCUGCGUCUGUGGGAGUACCUGCUGGAGCUGCUGAAGGCCCGGCGCAUCCGGCUGGAGAUGAACCUGGGCCUGCAGAGGGUCUUUCAGGAGAUGCUCCACAUCAUGGACUGGAUGGACGAGAUGAAGAUGCUGCUGCUGUCCCAGGACUAUGGGAAACACCUGCUGGGAGUGGAGGACCUGCUGCAGAAGCAUGCUCUGGUGGAGGCUGAUAUCGCCAUCCAAGCCAACCGCGUCAAAGCCGUCAACAACAACGCUCAGAAGUUCGCCAUCGACGCAGAGGGCUACAAGCCCUGUGACCCCCAGGUGAUCCGAGACCGCAUGGCCCACAUGGAGUUCUGUUACGCAGAGCUGAGCCAGCUGGCCGCCGAUCGCUGCGCCCGCCUGGAGGAGUCCCGCCGCCUCUGGAAGUUCUUCUGGGAGAUGGCCGAGGAGGAGGGCUGGAUCCGGGAGAAGGAACAGAUCCUGUCCUCUGAGGACUGUGGCAAGGACCUGACUGGGGCCGUGCGCCUGCUGAGCCAGCAUCGCGCCUUCGAGGACGAGAUGAGCGGUCGCGCUGGCCACUUGCAGCAGACCAUCAAACAGGGAGAGGAGCUGGUGGCCGCCGACCACUUCGGAGCCGACAAGAUCCGCAAACGCAUCCAAGACAUCCAGGCGCAGUGGGCGGCCCUGGAGGGGCUGUCUGCAGUCAGGAAGGCCCGGUUGGAGGAGGCCUGCAACCUGCACCAGUUCCAGGCUGACGCCGAUGACAUCGACGCCUGGAUGCUGGAUGUUCUCCGCAUCGUGUCCAGUGCUGACGUUGGCCAUGACGAGUUCUCCACCCAGGCCCUGGUCAAGAAGCACAAGGACGUGGCUGAGGAGAUCACCAGCUACCGACCAGUCAUCGACGCUCUGCACGAGCAGUCCAAAACCCUACCCAAGGAGCAAACUGGCUCAGAGGAGGUGCAGGGGCGCCUGGCAGGCAUUGAAGAGCGCUACAAGGAGGUGGCUGAGCUGACCCGGCUGAGGAAACAGGCCCUGCAGGAUGCCCUGGCCCUCUAUAAGAUGUUCAACGAGGCGGCCGCCUGUGAGGUGUGGAUCGAUGAGAAGGAGCAGUGGCUCAACAGUAUGGAGAUACCAGAGAAACUGGAAGAUCUGGAAGUGGUUCAGCACAGGUUUGAGAGUCUGGAGCCAGAGAUGAACAACCAAGCAUCCCGCGUUGCCGUGGUGAACCAGAUUGCUAGGCAACUCAUCCACAACGGUCACCCGAGUGAGAAGGAGAUCAAAGCCCAACAGGACAAACUCAACACCAGAUGGAGCCAGUUCCGUGACCUAGUUGACCUGAAGAAAGACUCCCUCAACUCAGCUCUGGGCGUGCAGAACUACCACCUGGAGUGCAAUGAAACCAAGUCGUGGAUCCGUGAGAAGACCAAGGUUAUCGAGUCCACCCAGGAGCUGGGCAACGAUCUUGCCGGGGUUAUGGCCCUACAGCGCAAACUCACCGGCAUGGAGCGUGACUUGGCUGCCAUCGAGGACAAGCUGGGAGAACUGGGGAAGGAGGGGGAGUGCCUGGCGACUGAGCACCCUGACCAGGCCCAGGGCAUCAUGGGUCGUCUGGGGGAGAUCACAGGGGUGUGGGAUGAGAUGAAGGGCACCUUGAAGAAUCGCGAGGAGUCUCUUGGCGAGGCCAGCAAGCUGCAGCAGUUCUUCCGGGAGCUGGAUGACUUCCAAUCAUGGCUGUCCAAGACCCAGACGGCCAUCGCCUCAGAUGACAUGCCCAACACACUGACGGAGGCAGAGAAGCUUCUGGCGCAGCAUGAGGGCAUCAAGAACGAGAUCCGCAACUACGAGGAGGACUACCAGAAGAUGAGGGACAUGGGCGAGAUGGUGACCCAGGGCCAGACGGACGCCCAGUACAUGUUCCUGAGGCAGAGGCUGCAGGCCCUCGACACGGGCUGGAAUGAGCUGCACAAGAUGUGGGAGAACCGUCAGAACCUACUGUCCCAGUCCCAUGCCCACCAGCUGUUCCUCAGGGACACCAAGCAGGCUGAGGCCUUCCUCAACAACCAGGAGUAUGUGCUGGCCCAUACAGAGAUGCCCAGGACUCUGGAGGGGGCGGAGGGAGCCAUUAAGAAGCAGGAGGACUUCAUGACCACCAUGGACGCCAACGAGGAGAAGAUCAAAGCUGUGGUGGACACCGGACGCAGGCUGGUCAGCGAUGGAAAUGUCAACGCUGACCGCAUCCAGGAGAAAGUGGACUCUAUCGAUGAGAGACAUAAGAAGAACCGCAUGAUGGCCAGUGAGCUUCUCUGUAAGCUGAAGGAUAACAGAGACCUGCAGAAGUUCCUCCAGGACUGCCAAGAGCUCUCCCUGUGGAUCAAUGAGAAGAUGCUCACAGCUCAGGACAUGUCGUACGACGAAGCCAGAAACCUCCACAGCAAAUGGCUCAAACACCAGGCUUUCAUGGCCGAGCUGCAGUCCAACAAGGAGUGGCUGGACAAGAUCGAGAAGGAUGGAAUGCAGCUGAUAGCUGAGAAGCCGGAGACCGAGUCCAUGGUGAAGGAAAAGCUGGCAGCGCUCCAUAAGAUGUGGGAUGACCUGGAGUCCACCACCCAGACCAAGGCCAAGUGUCUGUUUGAUGCCAACAAGGCCGAGCUGUUCACCCAGAGCUGUGCCGACCUGGACAAGUGGCUGGUAGGAGUGGAUGGACAGAUCCAGUCAGACGACUACGGCAAAGAUCUGACCAGUGUCAACAUCCUGCUCAAGAAACAACAGAUGCUGGAGAGCCAGGUGGAGGUGCGUCAGAAGGAGGUGGAGGAGCUGCAGAGCCAGGCCCAGGUCCUCAGCCAGGAGGGGAAGGAUACGGACGAGGUGGACGGCCAGCGCCGCAUUGUGGAGAAGAAGUUCCAGCAGCUGCUGGACCCUCUACGGAAGAGGAAGGGAAACCUCAUGGCCUCCCGCGAGAUCCACCAGUUCAACAGAGACAUGGAGGAUGAGAUCCUCUGGGUUGAAGAGCGAAUGCCACUUGCAAUAUCAACAGACCACGGAAACAACCUGCAAACAGUCCAGUUACUCAUCAAGAAAAACCAGACCCUGCAGAAGGAGAUCCAGGGCCACCAGCCCCGUUGUGAUGACAUCUUUGAGCGGAGCUUGCAGGUCCUCAAGGAUGAUGACGACAGCCUCAGCGGCGAGGAGAUCAACCAGCGGGUGGCCGACCUGCGGCGCCUGUGGGCCCAGAUUCUGGAGGAGACGGGCAAACGCCAUGGACGCCUGGAGGAGGCCCACAUGGCCCAACAGUACUACUUUGAUGCUGCUGAAGCCGAGGCCUGGAUGAGCGAGCAGGAGCUCUACAUGAUGUCAGAGGAGAAAGCCAAGGAUGAGCAGAGCUCUGUGGCCAUGUUGAAGAAGCACCAGAUACUGGAGCAGGCUGUGGAAGACUAUGCUGAAACUGUCCACCAGCUGUCCCAGACAAGUAGAGGCCUGACUGCCGCCGGACACCCUGAAAGUGAGCGGAUCGGCAUGCGUCAGUCCCAGGUGGAUAAGCUGUACGCAGGGCUCAAGGACCUGUCGGAGGAGAGGAGGGGGAAGCUGGACGAGAGGUUCCGUCUGUUCCAGCUCAACAGGGAGGUGGAUGACCUGGAGCAGUGGAUCGCUGAAAGGGAAGUAGUGGCUGGGUCACAUGAGCUGGGACAGGACUACGAACAUGUCACGAUGCUUCAGGAGCGUUUCCGUGAGUUUGCUCGCGACACGGGCAACAUCGGUCAGGAGCGUGUGGACACCGUCAACCAGUUGGCGGAUGAGCUCAUCAACUCAGGCCACACCGACGCGGCAACAAUCGCGGAGUGGAAGGAUGGGCUGAAUGAAGCGUGGGCCGACCUGCUGGAGCUAAUCGACACACGCACGCAGAUCCUGGCGGCUUCCUUUGAGCUGCAUAAGUUCUACCAUGAUGCCAAGGAGAUCCUCAACCGCAUCCUGGACAAACACAAGAAGCUGCCUGAGGAGCUGGGCCGAGACCAGAACACAGUGGAGACCCUGCAGAGGAUGCACACCACCUUUGAACACGACAUCCAGGCCCUGGGGACACAGGUGAAGACGUUGCAGGAGGAUGCUGUGCGUCUGCAGUCUGCCUACGCCGGAGACAAGGCAGAUGACAUCCAAAAGAGAGAGGGUGAGGUGCUGGAGGCCUGGAGGACCCUGCUGGAGGCCUGCGACGGCCGCAGGGUCAGACUGCUCGACACCGGCGACAAGUUCCGCUUCUUCAGCAUGGUGCGAGACCUCAUGCUCUGGAUGGAGGACGUCAUCCGCCUCAUCGAGGCUCAGGAGAAGCCCAGGGACGUGUCGUCCGUGGAGCUCCUGAUGAACAACCACCAAGGCAUCAAGGCUGAGAUCGACGCCCGCAACAACAGCUUCACCAACUGCAUCGAGCUGGGCAAGUCCCUGUUGGCAAGGAAACACUACGCAUUAGAGGAGAUCAAAGAGAAGUUACUACAGUUGACAGACAAAAGGAAAGACAUGAUUGACAAGUGGGAAGACAGAUGGGAGUGGCUAAGAUUGGUUCUGGAGGUGCACCAGUUUGGUAGGGAUGCGGGUGUGGCUGAGUCAUGGCUGCUGGGACAGGAGCCGUACUUGUCCAGCAGGGAGAUGGGGCAGAACGUGGACGAGGUGGAGAAACUCAUCAAGAGACACGAGGCCUUUGAGAAGUCCGCUGCCACCUGGGAGGAGCGCUUCUCAGCGCUGGAACGGCUGACUACGAUGGAAUUACUGGAAGUGAGAAGACAGCAAGAGGAGGAAGAGAGGAAGAGGAAUCCGCCACCUGCAGAGACCCAGACGGACGAUGCAUCGCCACAGCAGAGGGAGGGUGAGCAGGUGUCUCAGAACGGACUGCCAUCGGACCAGGACUCCCCUCGGCUCGACACUCCUCUCCUCCUGUCUCCAUCCCUGAUGAUAAUACUGUUUAUGUAUGUUGUUAUUUACAAACUUACCAUGUGGAACCUGAAUAACUGACAGACAAAGUGCACGACUUAAAUCGGUAACUCAGUAAUGCCAUUCAAUCAUAUUCUUUAGUCCUCUCAGGUUUCAAGUUGCACCAGAUCAAGUCAACCAGGUCUCUUGCAAAAUAGAUUUAUCUCAGUGACUUACCUGAAUAAAAAAAGGUUAAAUAAAAUUCAAGAAAUCAAAAGUAGUGAGUAGCUACUGUAUCUUUCCCAGAUGUCCAUCCAUUUCACAUCUUCACCCUCGUCCAGACCACCCAUACAUGAUGUCAUAACGCCAUCAUACAGUACCAUCUCAAAUACCAUUUCACUAUGUAUUAUUCACUUCACUAUGUGGAAGGGAUAUUCGUAUCACUUCACUGUGGUAAUUCUGUUUUUCGGUUUGUUCCAGUGGUAGCGAAUGUGUUCGUGUGUGUAGAGGGGUAUGCACCCAUUCCUAUCAGUCAUUCAUUGGUCCUCAGUAGUUCUAUGGUACCUGCUUUCAUGUUCUCAUGUCACGUCAUGUUACUAUAGCUCUGUCUAUCGGAUCUUCAUUUCCUCCCUGGUUGUGUUCCUGUUGGUCCAGCCUUGAAUCAUUUCUUCCUUGCACACACCACACUAACACACUUUCCCCAAUAAAACCUUGGUAGUCAAUCACUUACCAUGUUUGUUCUGUUUGUUGUCCGUGUACAGUGUUUUUGUCCUCAUGUCUUAUGUUGGUAUAUUGUUUUGCAUGUCGUCAUUGUUGUUAAUCACCUUCCACUUUCAGUGACAACUGUUAUUGUUGUAUAUUCUAUGGUUUUGUCCCGGGGUUGUUUUAUGCACAUUCAUGUGCAAUACUUUUUCAUUCCAUUUUUAAUUUCAUUGUCAUGUAGUUCUCAUUUAUCCAGUGGACGUCUGACAUUAAAUCUACAGUAUUUUAUCUCGGUGUAAAAAGGCACCCCUCCAAACUGGGAGGUCAAUGUUUGAGCAAUUCUAAGGUUAGUGUGUAUAGUGCUGCAUAAGGGUCAUUUCUAAGGUAACUACAGUUUACUAUCAAAAUUAUCCUCCAAUUCAAUCAAAGUUGAUCUGAGAGUAUUUAUGUAGAGGUGAGCAGUCUAGCUGGAUUAUUAUCAGUUUGGAGAACAUAUUUGAGAAAGAAUUUGGGUGCAGAUGUGACCAUUAAUAAUAUAAAAUCCCGAUAUGAGUGUCAGCCCAAGCUAAAACUAUUAUAGCUUUUACCCUGAACAUUUAACAAAGAGGUGAUGACAGAUAUCACUCCCAUGUUGCACCAAUCGAAGACCGCAAAACCUGGCAGCGAUGCAGUCCAACUCCAGUGUUGGUCCAGCCAAUGGCAGGAUCUCUGUAUAAGCAUCAAGGAUUUGUCCAUCGCCUGGCAAGCUCUCAGUAAAAGUAUCCAUGAUUGGUCCAGCCUUGAAGAGCUCAGUAAUGGGUAAUGAGGAUUGGUCCAGCCUUGAAGAGCUCAGUAAUGGGUAAUGAGGAUUGGUCCAGCCUUGAAGAGCUCAGUAAUGGGUAAUGAGGAUUGGUCCAGCCUUGAAGAGCUCAGUAAUGGGUAAUGAGUUGGAGUGGGUGUGUUGUGAAAUAAUAUUUUAACUGGCCAAUUUUUACCUUCCCCUUCACUUUACAAUAAUGAAACAAAUGUCAAUAAUGAGUUCAAACAAUGUGCUAAUUGUUUGGGAUUUUGGUUUGGUCUUUCCCUCCUUUUCACUCCCUUUCUAUCUCUUUAUUCAACAGUGUUUUGUGUGGGCGUGGCAAUGUGGUGGGCAUGUCUUAACCUCUGAUCUGUGCAUGUGUUUGAAAUGCUCUCUCUCGCUGUCUCAGCUGGACCCCGGUCCCACUAUAAUCAAUCCCAUAAUCCAACGCUCUUCUAGAUCAGUAGUGGCUCAGCUUUUCUCAGAAUCUAUAUAAAGGUUGACUGAGGAGGCUUACAGAUUUUUACUGCAUUUGCAAGCUUAUCCCUCUAACCAAGCUUAGAUUAUCGGCAUUUGAGUUUGUCAAACAGUGAGUCACUGCAGGUGAGAGUGAAUCGAAAACUGUUAGUGUAACCUCAUAUCAGACGGCUGUUCUUCUAGUCAGAUUUGGGCUCCCGAGUGGCGCAGUGGUCUAAGACUGCAUCUCAGUGCAAGAGGUGACACUGUAGCACCUGGCUUGAAUCCAGGCUGGAUCACAUCCGACUGUGAUUGGGAGUUCCACAGGGCGGCGCACAAUUGGCCCAGCGUCGUCCGGGUUUGGCCGGGGUAGACAGUCAUUGUAACUGACUUGCCUAGUUAAAUAAAGGUUCAAUAAAAAGUGUCAAAAAAAGAUGGAGGCAGAGGUUCAUUGUGAAUCAGUCAGAUUGAGUCAUUGGAGAGACGGGUUCGAGUAAAAGUCUCAAAUAGAGGGCACUUGAUGUCAGAGAGAAAGUUGGAGAGAUCCAGUGAGCGAGUUAGAGAACAGUCAGAGACGGAGAUGCAGUUAAAUACUAGAUUAGAGUUUCACCUCAGGCACUGAACUCUAAGAGCUGAGGAACUAUAUGGAGCUGUGGACCUAUAAGGAGCACAAACACAUCGGGGCAUUAUAGCCAGAGGUUGGGGAACAAAAGUUACACAUAGACAAAGUCUCAACACUGUGGGUGAUACAAAGAUUGAGACCUGAUGUGAGGAUGGCACAGUCACUCAGAGGUGACUCAGCUCUGGGGUUCUGUGUGUCAUUCAUCUUAUGAUGACUGGGCUAUAAUUGUGAAAUAGAGGCACACCACAUUGCCAGUUUGAGGCUGGUGUAAUGGCAUUGUUUUGGUUUAUACAGACACCUAUCCAAAGGCUCUUUUAUGAAGACAUUUUUCCUCAUCAAAUGGAAAUGUGGAGACUCAUUGUGAUGAACUAUUUAUUUCUCAUUUACAGUACAAUAGUUGUAGAGCAUACCGCUUUGAACUUAACUAUACUUGUCUUAAAGCCAUGUUGUCAUAUAGCAAUCAAAGGGAACAUACUGAAUGUUUCUACACUGCCUCUCAUCCUGCAUGAAGCUUUAUCCAACUCUGACUUCCAGCUCCACUGUGUGUUGUCUAGCCCCAGCCUUCUCUAAUACUUGUU
Molecule: messenger RNA, 9958 nt
Organism: Oncorhynchus gorbuscha (pink salmon)
Lineage: Eukaryota; Metazoa; Chordata; Actinopteri; Salmoniformes; Salmonidae
Product: spectrin beta chain, non-erythrocytic 1-like
Exons: 31
Coding region: 388-6924 (2178 amino acids)
Biological process (GO): protein localization to plasma membrane; actin cytoskeleton organization
Cellular component (GO): spectrin; plasma membrane; cell junction
Molecular function (GO): actin filament binding; structural constituent of cytoskeleton; phospholipid binding
Source: RefSeq, a predicted model, not a curated record